This is a messenger RNA of Urocitellus parryii (Arctic ground squirrel), 2034 nucleotides long. NCBI's taxonomy places the organism in Eukaryota, Metazoa, Chordata, Mammalia, Rodentia, Sciuridae. The record is from RefSeq and is a predicted model, not a curated record.
UGCCUGUCUUGCGUGUGCGUGUGCGUGUGCUCAGCCUCAGCGUGAGGGGCACCUGCUCGUCUGGGCUCACAGCGGAGGCAGACUCGCCGUGAGCUGCCGCGCUGCCUCUCGCAAGCGCCCGGCUCCCAGUCGCCGCCGCCACCGCCGCCACUGCGCCUCGCCAGCCAGAGUUGGGCUCCGUGGGGCUUCCCCCCUCGCAGCCUCGGUCCUUCCCGGCUGCUUGCAAGUCAGCCUGGCUCCGAGUCACGUGUCAGUGCCUGAGGCAGAGACUGAAAGAAAAAAACGCGCUUCAUUCCUUCUUCCACCGCCAUACUGUAUUUUAUACUAAAUCUCAUUUUUAUUCCAACAUUUUACUCCCGCUCGUGGAAGGUUUUUCUGGAAAAAAAAAUGAAGUGCGGUUUGGUUUCCUUGUCAACGGAGGAUGAAGUGAACAGCUGAGCAGCUCGCAGAGAGCAGAUAUCAACAUGGCAGGGGAACCCAAACCAUACAGACCAAAACCCGGAAACAAGAGGCCCCUUUCUGCACUUUACAGGCUUGAAUCAAAGGAGCCUUUCCUGUCUGUUGGCGGUUAUGUCUUUGACUAUGAUUACUACAGAGAUGAUUUCUACAAUCGGUUGUUUGAUUACCAUGGGCGUGUGCCUCCACCUCCCCGUGCGGUGAUCCCACUGAAGCGUCCCAGAGUGGCUGUCACGACAACUCGCCGAGGGAAAGGAGUCUUUUCAAUGAAAGGGGGAUCAAGAUCUGCUGUCAGUGGGUCUUCCUCCUCAGGCUCUAAGUUGAAAUCAGACGAGCUACAGACAAUCAAGAAAGAACUAACCCAGAUCAAAACUAAAAUUGACUCCUUGCUAGGGCGCCUGGAGAAGAUUGAGAAGCAGCAGAAGGCAGAGGCAGAAGCCCAGAAGAAGCAGUUGGAAGAGACUAUAGAGCUGAUCCAAGAUGAAUGUGUGUCAGAGAAUGCAGAUCACUCUACAGAGGAGCCUGCUGAAGGAGGGCAAGAUGCGGAUGGAGAAGAGAUGACUGAUGGGAUAGAGGAGGACUUCGAUGAAGAUGGGGGUCAUGCGCUGUUUCUACAGAUAAAGUGAUCUGAAAUAAUAUAUGAUGACACAAAAACAGAAAAGAGAAACUGUGACAACCCCCAGAAAUGUGAAAGAAGGUUUCCUACUGGAUUGCAGCAUCUUUGGUUCGAUUUGUAUAAAAACCCAAAUAAAUAAGAUGGACAGUAUUGUUCAAUUUUAGAAAUUCCAUUUCUUCUAUGUUCUAAGCUGUAUAAUUGUCAGGUUUUUAUGGUUUAAAUUGUAAAUGUGUUUCCCUCUUGCUAAUUAUGGUUUUUUUUUAAGUCUUAAACUGUGAAGGACAUUUAUGAAUGGUAAGAGAGACACUGUAUACAAAUGUAUAUUUGUAAAAGCUAUUUUUAUGAUUAGCAUGUCUCAUUGUUGACCAUAUAUAGAGUCAGGUGGUAUGGCAAUUCUACAUUUAAAGCUUAUUUACAAUAGCAUCAUGUAAGAAAAGAUACAUUGUAUGCUAGUUUUUAUAAUUUAUUUUUAAUUUAUAGUUUAAAGUACUUCAGAUCAUAAGGAUAAAAUACUUGAAAAAGUUAUAUUUCUGCCCUCUAUAAGCACCAUUUUUAUUAAUAAAGAAUGCAGUUAUUUCAGAUGUGAGACAACAGUUAACUGCUGGUUUGACCUGUGACUAAAUUGAGCAUGCUUCGCUCUACUGAACUGAAAUGAUCCAGUUAUUACCUAAUAUUUCAGUCUAGGCAUGAGAUUCCAUGGACAGGUUUAAAUGUUCACACAGGUGAGAACUAGAUUGACAAAGAAAAGAUUGUCUUGUCUUYGGAUCCAAAAAUCUCAAUUAGUUCAUACAUCACUUCACUUCAUCUCCUGUUCCUAGGAAUUCUUCGUUCCCAAGCAUUGCAAGUGUUUUCCAAAUACUCUUAGCUAUUGUCUUGUGCUGUGGAAAUGGAAUAAACCAUCUUCACAGACUGUAGAAUCCAGCAUAUAAUUUCUUAAUAAAUACUCUUUCUUUUAAAACAAA